Molecule: messenger RNA, 348 nt
Organism: Sphenostylis stenocarpa
Lineage: Eukaryota; Viridiplantae; Streptophyta; Magnoliopsida; Fabales; Fabaceae
Source: the annotation of a GenBank genome assembly
AUGGGUGUAAAAGGUGACAAUAACCCAAUUGAAAAAAAUGCGGUCCACGAAGCCUACGAAGUUUAUAAAUAUCUCACAGUCCCAGGCUUCUGCGGGGCUUUUGUCAGGCCCAAACAGCGGUAUAGCAUUCCUCCAUCAACACAGUCACAUACGUGGCAACAGCAUCAUCCUCUCACUAUAUCAGCAAGGGACUGCAUAUUUACAUUUCUUGGGAAGGGACUAUACGUGGUUAAGGCUCAACAUAUUAAAUCAAGUAUACUUAAAGGGUUAUUCGCAAUCUUGCCAGCAAAUAAGCAUUGUGACACAGCGUCGAAGGAUGUAGAACCUGGCUCUAUGCUCCUUCGCUAG